AUGGACUGGGGAGCAUGUGGGCUACUUGCAUUAGCCGGUAAAGGCACAAUUUAUCUCUAUAAAACUACUAAAAAUGAUAUUUCUUUCUUACGAUCCAUUGAAAUUCUAAAUUCUAACAUAACUUGCCUUAAAUUCCACUAUGAGCUACCUUAUCUUGCAAUUUCAGACGAUUGCGGAAGAGUUUUGUUAUGGGAUUGUGAAUCAGGUCUUACACUCGGAAUCACUCGUCAAGUAUCUGAAGCUCAGUAUGUAUCGGAGCUUCAAUGGUCCGGUAAAAUCGUUUUAGGCUUUGCAGAACCAAAUACAAUUUAUAGUAUCGAUUUUUGGCCGUAUGAAGCUGAAGAUCAAGCGAAAAACUCACGAAUACUUUGGAAGAUAGAUGUUCCUGGUACAUAUACAAGGAUGGCUGUUAAUAGUUCAGAUAUAUUCACUGCAAUUCUAUAUUCUAAUGGUCCAUCCUUUACAAUUAUCACGUCAAAGAAUGCCAAGCAGGCUCCAACAUCUCAAUCUCAAUCCCAUACUUUAGAUAAAUCAGAAAAAAUCGUAGAAAUUCAACAUCAUCCCCAUAUUAGUAAUAUUUUAUUAAUUAUGCUUGAAGGAAAAAUACUUACGUUUAACAUAGCGACCAAAUCUGGCCGAAAUCUUGUAAUCGAUGAAUCAUCCCAAUCAUCUUUCCAUAAACUGCUUCCUUCUUUAACAAAUGACAACGAAAUUGCAGUUUAUGGUCAAGACUCGUCACUCAGUAUCUAUAUCUGUAACGAAGACUACAUUUUUACAAAAUCAGGAACAAUAAAAUUGAAAAGAGAGCUGUUUGACUUAAAAUCGAAGUAUUUACCACUAUCCGCUGCAUGUAACCGUGCACUUCCCGAGCGAUACAUCGCGUUCUCUCCAUCAAAUGGCUUAGUUAUGUUUGCCAUAAAAGAUGAUAUACCUUACGUCAUCGCGCAGUCUCAAAUUAUACCACAGAUACCAACCUGUUACGAUUUCUACGACGGAAUCCUUGCUUUCGGCACUCCAACCGGAAAGAUAAUUUUCGCAGACGUUUCAGAAGGGAAAUACACACAGAACUACCUUGCAUCCAGCACAUCCAUUGAAAAGAUCAAGUUCCUUACCAAAGAUGUCCUUCUGUGGUACUCAAAAACCGAGUGUGGAUCAAUAAAUCUUCCCAAGCGCCAAGUUAUUCCAAUCCACACUCGCCUUGGCCCUGCCACAGACCUAAUAUGUUCAGAGGAGCUCGGCGUUUUCGUCCACGGCAAAUACGACCUUGGUAUUUUUUAUGAUGUCAAACAAAAGCCGAUGACUCUUCAAACAUCCAUCACCGCUGUUGCAGUCCAAGUAUCCAGAAUACCAGCAACAUGUUUCCAAGGCGAUACUCCCAAUUUCGCCGUAUUAUUAUCUACCGGAGAAAUCCAAGUCUACACAUACAAGAACGGCAUAGCACAGAUGCCUGUUCUGAGGCUGCGUAACUCACGGGAGAACUCCAGGACAACUUGUCUUGCUUGGAAAGGCGAUUGCAUCAUAACUGCUGACACAGACGGCGUAAUUAUGUUUUACGACUUUGCUUUCGGUACAUCGAAGCAAACAUACUCUCCUUUCAUCGACAUAGACAGGAUAGAGUUCGAGAGAUCAUCCAGCGGAUUGUACGUACACGCGAGAGACGGAAAAUUUGGUUUUUCACUUGAAAAAGUGGAAAGUUGUCCUUUUUCUGUUUCCUCAUUCGCUGUAACAGGAAAUGGACUCGUCCUCGUCUCCCCGCUCAAUGACGAAGCCGUGAAAUUCGUUAUUGCAAGAGACUGGAGAUCUGUAAAAAGAAUCACUUCACCUGCCCUCUUAAAACCGCUAAAAACCGCCCAGCAACGGUUAGAGCUUAUGGGUGAGCAAUUAUUAACGAAUCCUACUACAGGAACAUGGUCAGAAGCACUUCAAAUAGCUGAGAUAGCUAAUGACCAUGGAUUUCCAACUGAUUCCAUUAUUUGGAAGUGUGUUUCACGUAGUUUGGGAGGUCCGAGGUUGCAAGCACGACAUUCCAUGUUUGGAGGGAAAGAAGAAGUUGUUUCCGCGUUGAGGAUUCAAUCUUCUCUGUUUUCUCCUGCAGAUACUCCGAUUUCUGCCAUUUUCAACUUGUUAUUCAAGUUCAGAAUGGGUGAUAGAAGAGGAGCUGUCGAAGUUUUCAAGAGUCUCUCCAACAAAAGCGAGUUCACAAUAGUGGCAAGCAUUUGUUCGGCGUUGCUUCUCGGUUACGAAGAUAAAAUUUUGCCACAAAACGUGACAGAAUUUUUGAUAACAACCGCUGUUCCACUUUUUGCACAGCACAGAUUUAUAGAAGGCUGUAUAUUGAUGCAUUUAGCUGGCGCUAAUCUUUCUGCCGCGAGAUAUCUUCAGGACAACGGAAGAUGGGAAGAUUCUGUCGAAGUCUGCAAAUUGGAAGAGUUUUCGAAUGAGUCGAAGAGUUUGUUGAGAAGAGCCGCCCACCACUUCUUGGAUACUGGAAAUGCAAUGAACGCUUUGUUGCUGUUCAUAUCAAUAAGAGAUUUCCAUCCUGCUUUGGCAAUUUUGAUGCAGAUAAAAUACAAAGCUCUCGCGUUUCAUUUGAUGAUGUUCUUGGAUAGGGCUGAUGUAAUUAAGCCGUACGACGAAGACACUUCGAGAUACGCAACACAGUUUGCGGAUUUGGAUACUUUGAGACAGGAUAUAAUUGUCAAAUAUGACAAAAUAAUUAAGAAAUAA
Messenger RNA from Trichomonas vaginalis G3, 2727 nucleotides. Its product is annotated as WD repeat-containing protein 11 family. Lineage: Eukaryota; Parabasalia; Trichomonadida; Trichomonadidae. The transcript has a single exon. The record is from RefSeq and is a predicted model, not a curated record. Gene Ontology annotation, molecular function: protein binding. Gene Ontology annotation, cellular component: cytoplasm. Bases 1 to 2727 code for a protein of 908 amino acids.